UAAUUGUGAAUCUCUAGUAACGUUGCCCCCCUCCCAGAAGGUCAAAAGAAAAAGAGUAGUUCCACUGAUUGCCGUCCGAAAGCUACCGAUCUCAAAGAUGUGCUUUCCGAAACUGGCCGAUUCAAGAAAGUUUUUCUACUAGAAAAAGUAUUGUUAAUAAAGCGAUAAAGUUAAGAUUGAUAGAUAAUUAAACAAUGGAAAUAGCUAAUGCAACAGGGGUGGGCACCACGGGGGUUCAAAGAACCUCAAGGGUAAUGAUGGAAGGUGUCGGAGCCCGUGUAAUUAGAGGUCCUGAUUGGAAAUGGGGUAAACAGGAUGGUGGCGAGGGUCACGUAGGUACCGUUCGUAAUUUUGAGUCGCCUGACGAAGUAAUCAUUGUUUGGGAUAAUGGAACUGCAGCCAACUAUCGUUGUUCUGGCCAGUAUGAUUUGAGGAUUUUAGAUAGUGCUCCUACAGGUGUCAAGCACGAAGGCACAAUGUGUGAUACUUGCCGUCAACAACCUAUAUUUGGGAUUCGUUGGAAAUGUGCUGAGUGUGGGAAUUAUGACCUGUGCUCCUCAUGCUAUCAUGGUGAUAAACACCAACUAAGACAUAGGUUUUAUCGUAUUGCCACUCCUGGGAGUGAGAGAGUCUUCCUUGAGACGCGUCGUAAAAGUAAAAAGAUUGCAGUUCGUGGAAUCUUCCCAGGAGCUCGCGUUGUUCGGGGUGUAGACUGGCAAUGGGAAGACCAAGAUGGUGGUAACGGUCGAAGGGGAAAAGUGCAAGAGGUCCAGGAUUGGUCAGCGGCAAGUCCACGUUCAGCCGCUUACGUGGUCUGGGACAAUGGCUCUAAAAAUCUCUACAGAGUGGGAUUCGAAGGAAUGGCUGAUUUAAAAGUUGUUAAUGAUGCAAAAGGUCAUACAGUAUAUCGGGACCACCUGCCUUGUCUGGGUGAACAAGGAUCUGGACGUACAGGACCUCCAGGUUUAAAAAUUGGUGAUCAAGUAAAUGUAGAUUUGGAUCUGGAGAUUGUCCAGUCUCUCCAGCACGGUCACGGGGGUUGGAUUGAUGGCAUGUUUGAAUGUUUGAGUAACACAGGCACCGUGGUCGGCAUUGAUGAAGACCACGAUAUCGUGGUGGCUUACAAUAGUGGCAACAGGUGGACAUUUAAUCCCGCCGUCUUAACAAAAGUAGCAUCUCCUUCUUCAGUCGAGGGAUACAACGAGACUCCUCAGCAACAGUUUGCCGUUGGGGAUGUCGUCCAAAUAUGCUCCGAUCUCGAACGAAUCAAAAUGUUACAGAGAGGCCAUGGAGAGUGGGCUGAUGGAAUGGCAUCAACAUUAGGUAAAAUCGGGCAUAUCCAGCAGAUAUAUAACGAUAACGACCUUAAAGUCGAGGUGUGUAAUACCACAUGGACCUAUAAUCCCUUGGCAGUGACCAAAGUUGCUAGCAAAGAUGGCACAAUGCACGGCACCACCAGCGGCGAGCGUCUUAGCGCCUUAUUGAAGAAGCUCUUCGAGACUCACGUGUCUGGAGACGUUAAUGAAGAGCUGGUGAAAUCAGCUGCUAAUGGAGAUGCCCAAAAGGUCGAAGAAGUCCUCAAACAGAGCAAUGCAGCUUCAUCGGUUGGUGGAGGGCCUGAUGUUAACGGCGUUUUUGCUGGACACACCGCACUUCAGGCUGCCAGUCAAAAUGGGCACCUGGAGGUCAUUGCCAUCCUGCUGAGACAUAACGCCGAUGUUGAAAUUGAAGACAAAGACGGCGAUAGAGCUGUGCAUCAUGCUGCUUUCGGAGACGAAUCUGCUGUUAUGGAAGUGUUGGCACAUGCGGGGGCUGAUUUGAAUGCCAGAAAUAAACGAAGACAGACUGCGUUACAUAUUGGUGUCAAUAAAGGACAUGUCGGGGUCGUCAAGAUGUUGUUGGACCUUGGUUGCCAUCCAAGUCUACAGGAUUCGGAAGGAGAUACUCCAUUACAUGACGCAAUAUCCAAGAAACGUGAUGACAUGUUAACUCUCCUGUUGGACCAUAAUGCCGACAUAACGCUGACUAACAACAACGGUUUCAACGCCCUACAUCACGCCGCUCUCCGCGGAAAUCCAAGUGCAAUGAAAAUUUUACUUGCAAAACUACCUCGACCAUGGAUUGUCGACGAAAAGAAAGACGACGGAUAUACCGCCCUUCACCUUGCAGCUCUCAAUAAUCACGUCGAAGUAGCUGAACAGCUAGUUCUCAAUGGAAAAGUCAACAUGGAUUUGCAAAACGUCAACCUGCAGACGGCCCUGCAUCUUGCUGUCGAGAGACAACAUACCCAAAUAGUGAGGUUACUAGUGAGAGAGGGUGCAAACUUGAACAUAGCCGACAAAGACGGUGACACCCCUCUUCACGAAGCCCUACGUCACCACACACUAUCUCAGCUUCGUCAGUUACAAGACGUCCAGGACGUCGGUAAACUCCUGAUGGGUUUGGGAACUCAAGGAUCCGAUAAAAAAUCGUCGGCAAGCAUCGCCUGCUUCCUAGCGGGUAACGGGGCCGAUUUGACCAUAAAGAAUAAAAAGGGUCAAACUCCGUUAGACUUGUGCCCCGAUCCGAACCUUUGCAAAACGCUGACCAAAUGUCACAAAGAGAAAAAGAGCGAAGAAAUGGAAUUGCACCCCCAUUCCAACCAAAACGUCAACACGAAUACGUCCACAGUUGAUGAAUGCUUGGUAUGUUCGGACGUCAAAAGGGACAUACUGUUCCAACCCUGCGGGCACGUUUGUUGCUGUUCCAGUUGUGCCCCUAGGGUCAAGAAAUGCCUCAUAUGCAGAGAAUCGAUUACCAAUAGAAUAAAGAUCGAGGAAUGUCUGAUAUGUUCUGAUAAAAAGGCGUCGGUUUUGUUCAAACCCUGCGGCCAUAUGUGCGCCUGCGAUAGCUGUUGUCAGCUAAUGAAGAAAUGCGUGCUGUGUAGGGCCCAGAUCGAGCUCAUGGUCCCGAUGACCGUUUGCUCAGGAGGUCUGGGAACCAUAUCGGAGGUCAAGGCGGAUCCGGAAGUCGAACCGGCUCCGUCGACUAGCGAACCACAACUGAUACAACCCCCGCCCUUGAUGAACAACGCGCCCAAAGUCACUAACAAUGAUAUACAAAAGCUUCAGCAGCAAUUGCAAGAUAUCAAGGAACAGACGAUGUGUCCCGUGUGCCUGGAUCGUCUAAAGAACAUGAUUUUUUUGUGCGGUCACGGACUUUGUCAAAUGUGCGGAGAUCAAAUGGCCGAAUGCCCCAUAUGUCGAAAAGCGGUCGAAAAAAGAAUUUUACUUUAUUAAUCGUUCUACUAUUUAUAGGUCAAACAAAAGUAUUUAUAUUGUUUUUAAUGUUUAAAUUUACCGCGAAUGAGUGCGCAAAAACUGAUGUAUUUUAUUUUAACAAAUACUCACUUAGUUUGUAAUUAUCACAUGGUGAAACUUUCUGGAACCGUGUGGGAAAACUUUUUUAUUUAUAAAUAUCUAAAUAUUCGCAACUUCACGUCGUGAUUUUCGAGUAGUUUCAAACUUCGAACCGUCGAAAAAAUUGUUAAUUAGUUUUUGUUCUCAUUGACUUUGUUACGUACACCUGUACAUUUUUCUAACGUCAAAGGAUUUUCCGUACACCUCUCGUACUCGUACAUGGCAAAUUCCGUCCGACAUUGACAGUACAAUUCCCCUGUUAUUGUGUUAAUGUGUGGCUAUCGAGUUGUUAAUUUGAUAAGGCUUGAAACAAAAAACGGUCCGAAUCAUCGAGGGAUAAAAAAAAAUGUGAAAGACAAAACAAACGUUGUAGUGUUGUACAGCUCGUCGAUGUAUUCGCUUCGCUACGAAAAACGUUUUGUUGUUUGGCGCAACUAUCCUGAUUUUAGUUGUUGUUUUUACUAAAAUUACCGAAAUUUAAUAUGUUGGACUAUUACACAAUUAAAGACUUUCGAAAAUGGUGUCUUCUCUCUGUAAUUAAACCGAACAAAUGCGUUGAAUUCAUCUGGAAAUUGCAAGAAGACGAUGCUGGAUCAACCUGAACUGGAAAACAGAGGAAAUUGAAGCCAUGGAGGGAUAGAAUUUAUUAUAAUUUGAUACUGACCGAUAAAUAAAAGCGUAUUGAUGUUUUUGAUACUACUAAAUAUCGAGAAAUGGAUGAUGUGGUGUGAUAUACAGUUCUUCCUGCACUUCUUUUGCACUUCCUUCUUCACUUGAAAACAUCAUUAUUAAGGAACAUUAUCAAAACUUGAGACUGUGCAGUUGGGCAUUGAUUGUAAUGGCAUUUCACUCCAGAUAUUCCAAUGCCUUUUCAUUCACAAAAAAACAAAAACAAGAGGAUUUGAGGGAUGAUUGUUUUGCUUAUUGCUUACUAACAUCAGGACUUUCUUGUAUGUCUGAAGAGUUCUUCCAGCCAACAUAGGAAUCUGUCUACAUAUUCACGAUUAUGGAGACAAUCUGAUGAAGCCAACAAAGGAAAAUUUGAGGGAUGAUUGUUUUGCUUAUUGCUUACUAACAUCAGGACUUUCUUGUAUGUCUGAAGAGUUAUUCCAGCCAACAUAGGAAUCUGUCUACAUAUUCACGAUUGUGGAGACAACCUUUGACAAAGCCAACAAAGGAAAAGUCACAGGUAUUCCAACACCUAUUUACAACUCAGAACAUCCAGGAGAGCCAGAGCUACCACACAGAGCAUGGUGGACGUGGAACUAUCCCACCGGAGAUUUGGAGUCACGACACCAAGAACCAAGACGAACCAGAACCACAGUCACACCAAGGCUACCCAGGGUCAGUAAUGGAUAUCGGACCAACCCAAUGGAUCAAUCAGGACAUCAAGAUCACCAGGACAACGUUGGACAUCGAGGGACCGGACGUGGAGACUCCGGGGUCCGAAGUCUACCGCGUCCGAAUACUCCGGGGUUGGAAGACAUCGGGAUUUCCGCGAUCCUCAGUCAGGUACGAGGGCUUCAAACUUUGAAGACUUCGAAGUUUGAAGAACCCCGGGUGCGAAGACCUCGAAAUUGGUAAGUCUGUGGGUUCGACGACUUCGAAAUAAGAAGUCAUACAGGAGAGUCUCCGGUGUUUGAAAAUUCCGGAGUAGGAAAACGCCAAAACUAUUUUGGCGUUUUUCGACUUCGAAAUAUUCGAACUUCGAAAACUUUCAAGUGUGUGACCUUCUUAUUUCGAACCUUUGAACUUCACAGUCUUUCUAAUUUCGAAAUCUUUAUAACUCGGGGUCUUUAAACUUCGAAGUCUUCAAAAUUCGAAACCCUUGUACCUGACUGAGGAUGGUGACCGAUGUUCCAACCCCGGGAGUCUUCGAACGCGGAAGGCUUCGAACCCCGGAGCGACGGGGGAAGGGGAGGGCCGCGAAAA
This is a messenger RNA of Agrilus planipennis (emerald ash borer), 5330 nucleotides long. It is a transcript of the gene mib1, whose product is annotated as E3 ubiquitin-protein ligase MIB1. The transcript is spliced from 15 exons. The coding region runs from base 195 to 3278 and encodes 1027 amino acids. Gene Ontology annotation, molecular function: ubiquitin-protein transferase activity; zinc ion binding; protein binding. NCBI's taxonomy places the organism in Eukaryota, Metazoa, Arthropoda, Insecta, Coleoptera, Buprestidae. Gene Ontology annotation, biological process: protein ubiquitination. Gene Ontology annotation, cellular component: cytoplasm. The record is from RefSeq and is a predicted model, not a curated record.